UGUUACAUCAACAACUUUUGUGUUCGAUCUUUGAAGCGGAUGCAUGUUGCACCUGAGAUGGCGGGUGGACUGCAGGACUCCAACGAGAACGUUACCGCUUGAGCCCAAUCGGUCCAGAAGGGCGAUCUCUGGCACGCGUUCCAUGGGUACCAUGGGCCGAUCUACUUGUGCUGGCGCUACUUCUGGAGCGGCUUAUGGGGCCUUUCGCGCCGUCAGCUGGAAAAGGAAAAACAGGAGGAAAGUAGCAAGAGGAUUUUUUCGGCGAAAAGCCCGCGAGACACAGCGUUCCAAGUCGGAGGUGCCGUUGUCACGCUUUCCCUUGGUUUCACUGGGGCAACUCCAGAAGACCCCAUUCGACUUCCUGGAUGACGCAAAUCGAUUGGAUCCCUACGCCACACUUCAGAUUCCAGUUUUUUCAGGGAAGCGGCAGAUUCGCAAGGCUUAUGCAAAGCUCUGCAAGCAACAUCAUCCAGACCUACACCGAGGGCGAGAAUCCAUGGAAUGGAUGCUAAUCCAGAGGGCAUACCGCAUUUUGACGGAUUCAGAGGAGCGGGUCUACUACGAUGCGGCUCGGAUGACCCGGAAUGCUUUGAGUGCCACAGAGGGCUUUGCAGCUUUUGCAUUUUCUGCAGCACAGCAGAUGGGCUCUGUGUUGGCAGAUGCAACAGAGGCGGCUGCCUCCGCUGCCGUGCGGCUUGCAGGCUUUGGUCGCUUCCUGGCAAAGGAAUCUCAGGCUUGGGCCGAACGAGGCCUUGAAAGCCUGGAGUUUCAGGAGGCAUCCGCCGAGGCCGAUGAACUUCGCUCCAAGCGGGCCGACACCUUGAAAAGAAUCCGGCAGCUGAAGCAGGCCCGGAAGGACUUGGAAGCUGCAGCUGCCUUAAGACAAGCUGCCUCCCGGAAGCUGCCUUGAGCUUCAAAAAGGGCCUUGAG
Durusdinium trenchii is the source of this 930-nucleotide messenger RNA. The record is from the annotation of a GenBank genome assembly. Lineage: Eukaryota; Dinophyceae; Suessiales; Symbiodiniaceae.